Trematosphaeria pertusa is the source of this 1278-nucleotide messenger RNA. RefSeq lists its product as uncharacterized. Lineage: Eukaryota; Fungi; Ascomycota; Dothideomycetes; Pleosporales; Trematosphaeriaceae. Gene Ontology annotation, cellular component: cytoplasm. The coding region runs from base 1 to 1083 and encodes 360 amino acids. Gene Ontology annotation, molecular function: phosphatase activity. The transcript is spliced from 4 exons. The record is from RefSeq and is a predicted model, not a curated record.
AUGAAGAUAGUCGCCUUGCUGGCGGUCCUUGUUGGGGCCGCCCCUGUCCUCUCCAACCCUGUUUGCCUGCAGAACGAAGCCCGGGCCGCGCCGACGAAGACCGUCGUCACUCGGUUUAGCUAUAUGGUCCCGAUGGGCGUAGACGCCCUCACCCAAUACUUCACGCAGGAGAAGGCAGCGAAAUACUACGCAUCCGUGACCGCGUUCGGCUUGGUCCCCUCGCAGACCUAUGCAGCCUUCCCAACCUGCACCGGAACAGACUGGCAGCGCUUUAAGUGCUAUGUCGAGUCUCAUAACAAGGCACAUCCACAGCAAUUGUAUAAGGUUGUAUUCCUUGCGCGCCAUGGUGAAGGGAAGCACAACGUCGCAUCAGGCUGCGAUCUGAUAAAUCCCGACAAAAUGCUCGACGCCGAUUUGACAGACCCUAAAGGAUUCAACGAGGCCACGGCAGCCCGUAAUUACUGGGCUACUGCUGCUGCGGCUCCGUUAAAUGUCUGGAAGCCGGAGAAGGUCUACGUUAGCCCGCUGCGCAGGUCUACACUCGCGGGCUACAUAACCUUCAACGGAUUGUCUAGUUUUGUCCAAGACGUCACCUUUAAGGAUGAACUUGGAGAAUACAAGGGCAAACAAUACUACAACCGCCGCCACAACACAGACUGGAUUCAGAACAAUAUCAUCAGAAGCAACACCACAUUCCAAGGCCUCGACCAACUUGAUUUCUGCGACACUGAGUGGCUGCGCUACACCCUCCAGUGGACCCAAGAGACUAACAUGGCCACGCGAGUCAAGAACUUCCUCGACGAGGCGUUUACGGUUGACGCCGACAAGAACUUCAUUUACAUUACCAGUCAUGGCGGCACGAGCCAAGCUAUACUCUCCGUACUCGGCAGAUCUGGGAGCUUGUUCGGCGGUGAUACUGGCCAGAUCUAUCCAGUUCUCGUCCAGUAUUCGUCCACUGCCACGGCGACCAUUACUAAGUUAUCACUGCCGCCGGCAAGGACCGCGGCGUGCUCGUUGUCGGCCGGCGGAUGCACUUCGACCAUUCCGGCUUCUUUCAUGGCAACGGGUACAACCUGCCCAUAAGACUAUCCUAGGGCCACGACAGAACCAAGGAUUGAACGCGCAGAGGAUCUAAUUGGCGGUUUCGAAGUUGGUGUUUCGAGGUUAUCAUGGUAACACUACGUGUCCUUUCGCUGUUACUCAACUGUAGGCAAGAAUCGCUCAACGCCCAAUUUGUAUCUAUCAUGCGACACUUCCUCGAGUUCAAGUGUGUGUAAC